CCCUCCUAUACCUCCUGUCCUGCGACAACAUCUUCUCCCGCGACCAUCAAUCCAGGUAUUGAAGGUUUCUUUGGGCGCGAACUAUGUCUACUUCUACACCCUCGACAUAUCAAUGCCGAGUGGCCAUUGUAGGCGCCGGCCUUGGAGGUCUAGCAGCUGCCAUCGGUAUAACACUUGCAGGACAUAAAGUCACUAUCCUCGAGCAGGCUGCACAACUCGGAGAGGUUGGUGCUGGUAUCCAAAUCCCACCCAAUAGUUCGCGUAUCCUCGGACAGUGGGGUCUCCUUCCUGCUCUCGAAGAAGUCUCCGUCCGACCCCUCGACUCCGUCCUUCGCUCGUACCGGGACGGUGCAGUCUUGUCUCGCAUCAACCUCGUCCCAGGGUACGAAGAACGUUUCGGAGCACCUUACUAUCACAUCCACCGUGCCGACUUCCAUCGCAUCCUUGUCGAGAAAGCUCAAGCCCUUGGUGUCCAGAUCCUCCUCGGUAAAGCUGUCCGGACCAUCGAUUUCAAUGCACCGUCGCUUACGAUGGCGGAUGGAAGCUUGUAUGAGGACGCGGACGUGAUCAUUGGCGCAGAUGGGCUGAAAUCGGUUUGCAGGGAGCAGAUGUUAGGACAUCCUGAUCCUCCGCAUUUUACUGGUGAUUUGGCGUAUAGGAUCAUCGUGAAAGCUGAGGACAUGAAGAGGCAUGACUCGCUCCGGGACCUCGUUGAGCAUCCUUCCAUCAAUCAUUGGAUGGGUCCCAACUCUCACGUCGUUUGCUACCUCCUCAAGGGUGGUGGACUGUACAACAUCGUUCUGGCUUGUCCGGACGACCUGCCAGAGCUGGUGAGCACGCAGAAGGCGGAUCUGAAGGAAAUGAGGGAAAGAUUCGAGGGUUGGGAUCCCAGGUUGACGUUGUUGUUGAGUUUGGUGCAGGAGACGAGCAAGUGGCGGUUGCAGAACAGUGAGGAAAUGGAUAAGUGGAGUCAUGAAGGCGGCAAGUUCGUGCUCAUGGGUGACGCUUGUCAUGCAACAUUGCCAUACCUAGCACAAGGAGCCGCGAUAGCUGUCGAAGACGGUGCUGCAUUGGGCACACUAUUCGCACACGCCACACAUCCCUCACUCGUCCCCGACGUCCUCACGAUCUACGAGCAGAUCCGUAAAUCUAGGACUACCCGCGUCGUCCGAGGAUCCACGAAACAACGCGAUAUUUUCCACAUGCCGGAUGGACCUAGACAGCGGGAGCGGGACCGCCAACUGCUCACGUACGCUAACAACCUCUUUGAGGGCUACCCGAACCAGUGGGCGGACCCUGUCUUCCAACCGUGGCUCUACGGUCACGAUGCGUUCCAAGAGGCGGAGCAAGCGUGGCAGAGGUAUCUUCGAGGACACAUCUUUGGGACCACCGGUGCUUUCAGGGAGCUGGGAAUGAGCUUGGAGGACGCGAAGCUGUGAUUGACAGAGGAGGUUUGAAUAAUAGAGAAUCUGUAUAUAAACAAACCAUCUAGACGGGAACGAGGGGUCCUAGUGUAUAAGUAAAUAUGCUUAUGUAUCGAAUGCUGAUCUAUAGGAGUGCAUGUCUUGUUUGCUU
Stereum hirsutum FP-91666 SS1 is the source of this 1575-nucleotide messenger RNA. Its product is annotated as FAD binding domain-containing protein. Gene Ontology annotation, biological process: secondary metabolite biosynthetic process. The record is from RefSeq and is a predicted model, not a curated record. The coding region runs from base 84 to 1439 and encodes 451 amino acids. Lineage: Eukaryota; Fungi; Basidiomycota; Agaricomycetes; Russulales; Stereaceae. The transcript is spliced from 5 exons. Gene Ontology annotation, molecular function: monooxygenase activity; FAD binding.